Molecule: messenger RNA, 483 nt
Organism: Pelobates cultripes (western spadefoot toad)
Lineage: Eukaryota; Metazoa; Chordata; Amphibia; Anura; Pelobatidae
Source: the annotation of a GenBank genome assembly
AUGGUGCUGUACGAGCAGAAUGUAAACGUGGUGUCCCGCAAAAUGGCAAAAGCCACGUGUGCUCCCAAGCACAACGAAGAGAAGCCUGACUUGCUGUCUAGGUUGGAUGACCUAUUCAAUGCCUUCUGGACAAAACUGGCACUUAGGGAGCAGCAGGCUAAAACGCACAGACCUGAGGAGCACUCACCUAUGGUUGCCAGCACACUCCAUUCACAGAUGCGCACGCCCUCGAACAGAGAGGGCCCGAACAUGGCGCCAAAGACGGGCAUGCAAACCCAUAUGCCGAAACCAGCUCACAAUCAUGGAGAACUGCAGCUAACCCUGCUCCAAGAAGCCUGUCACAUCCAGAUCUGUCUAUCACAAAGAGCCUGCUUCACAGCUCACCCCGGGUUUCGGGACCACUCGGACAGACCCUACAAGCCUCAAAAAGCCUGCCUUUUCUCCACAAUAUAUCUGCAGGUCUCUCUGCAGGAUGGCUACUGA